AUGUCAGGAAGAGGAAAGGGCGGGAAAGGACUCGGGAAGGGAGGCGCUAAGCGUCACCGUAAGGUUCUCCGCGAUAACAUCCAGGGAAUCACCAAGCCCGCUAUUCGCCGUUUGGCGCGCCGUGGCGGAGUGAAACGUAUUUCCGGUCUGAUCUACGAGGAAACUCGCGGUGUACUCAAGGUGUUUCUGGAGAACGUCAUCCGCGACGCCGUCACCUACACCGAGCAUGCUAAGAGAAAGACCGUCACCGCCAUGGAUGUGGUGUACGCGCUGAAACGCCAGGGACGCACCCUGCCUUUCUCACUAAACGUUAUAAGCAGCUCGUAAGCGAUGGCAUGAACCAAGCAGACCGCGCGUAAAUCCACCGGCGGUAAGGCGCCUAGGAAGCAGCUCGCCACUAAAGCUGCCCGUAAGAGCGCGCCGGCUACCGGCGGUGUGAAGAAGCCUCACCGUUACAGGCCCGGCACUGUGGCUCUGAGGGAGAUUCGCCGUUAUCAGAAGUCUACCGAGCUGCUCAUCCGUAAGCUGCCGUUCCAGCGUCUGGUGAGAGAAAUCGCUCAGGACUUUAAGACCGACCUGCGCUUUCAGAGCUCGGCUGUCAUGGCCCUGCAGGAGGCGAGCGAGGCCUAUCUGGUCGGUCUGUUCGAAGACACCAACCUUGCAUCCAUUGUCACGAUGUCAGGAAGAGGAAAGGGCGGGAAAGGACUCGGGAAGGGAGGCGCUAAGCGUCAUCGUAAAGUUCUCCGCGAUAACAUCCAGGGGAUCACUAAGCCCGCUAUUCGCCGUCUGGCGCGCCGUGGCGGAGUGAAACGUAUUUCCGGUCUGAUCUACGAGGAAACUCGCGGUGUACUCAAGGUGUUUCUGGAGAACGUCAUCCGCGACGCCGUCACCUACACCGAGCAUGCUAAGAGAAAGACCGUCACCGCCAUGGAUGUGGUGUACGCGCUGAAACGCCAGGGACGCACCCUGUACGGAUUCGGCGGUUAAACACUCCAACGGCUAACGACACGAACACAACGGCUCUUUUAAGAGCCACCCACAUCUCCAACAAAAGAGUUUUUACUCCUGUAUGUGUGUAAAAGAA
Clarias gariepinus (North African catfish) is the source of this 1084-nucleotide messenger RNA. RefSeq lists its product as uncharacterized. Gene Ontology annotation, molecular function: DNA binding; structural constituent of chromatin; protein heterodimerization activity. The transcript has 5 exons. NCBI's taxonomy places the organism in Eukaryota, Metazoa, Chordata, Actinopteri, Siluriformes, Clariidae. Gene Ontology annotation, biological process: nucleosome assembly. Gene Ontology annotation, cellular component: nucleosome. The record is from RefSeq and is a predicted model, not a curated record.